Molecule: messenger RNA, 885 nt
Organism: Rhipicephalus microplus (southern cattle tick)
Lineage: Eukaryota; Metazoa; Arthropoda; Arachnida; Ixodida; Ixodidae
Product: LIM domain-binding protein 2 Chi
Source: RefSeq, a predicted model, not a curated record
UUCAAACACCAGUAGCGGCGGCAGUUUGGGCUACCGCUGGGCUUCGCCGCUGCGUCCGACUACUCGGCCCCUGCGCGAGGAGAGCUGACUCACACUUCGCGCGGCUGCUUUGCAUUCGCCCGACGCCUUGCGGACGCACGCCGCAGUGCUGACAGUGCGCGCGAUCGCCGGCACUCUGCUUGACGGCCAGCUUGCCGCGACAGUCUUCCCGCUCGGAUCGUCGGACCGAUUUCAGUCGACUGGUACUACAACGGCCAGAGACUUCUUGACGUCCACGUAGGCCGGUCUUCCUAACAGGCAUGCGGCGUCCCGGGAGGCCGGCCGGACGAUGCCCGCCAUGAGCCCUGCGGCGGCCAGCCCGCUUCCUCUUCUGCUUAGCGAGGAAUGCGAUUAAGACCGGAACUGGCCACCGGCACAGUGAGCCCUCGGCACUGCGUGCGCAACAGCCCGACGGGUUCCGGCGGCGGGCCGGGCCUGGUGGCGCAGGCGCCGGCGCACGGCCCCGCCCACGGGCCACAACACGGACCUCCCGGGCCGGGGGGACCACCUCACGGACCCCCACACGGACCCCCGCACGGGCCGGCACACAGCCCCGCGCAUGGGCCCCCUCCGCCGCCGCCCCCACACGGACCCCCUCCUCCACCGCACGGGCCCCCUCCGCCACACGGGGGGCCGGGCGGUAUGGAGCCGGACGGCAGCUGGAAGGGGCCGGCGCCCCCGCCCCAUCACCACCCGGCACUCAUGGGACACGGGCCCGCGGCCAUGCACCAUGGGCCGCCCCCGCACCACGGUCCCCCUCCACCCCAUCCAGGAGGGCCCCCGCACCCCAUGGCGGGACCUCCACCGCACACCAUGCCCGAUGGACGACCCCUCGACCCUGGGUGA